Molecule: messenger RNA, 789 nt
Organism: Prunus armeniaca (apricot)
Lineage: Eukaryota; Viridiplantae; Streptophyta; Magnoliopsida; Rosales; Rosaceae
Source: the annotation of a GenBank genome assembly
AUGGCGGCAACCACACCCUCGCCCCGUGAAGAGAACGUGUACAUGGCGAAGCUCGCGGAGCAAGCUGAGCGCUACGAGGAGAUGGUGGAGUUCGUCGAGAAGGUCUCGGCCUCCGCCGAGAAGGAGGAGCUCACCGUGGAGGAGCGCAACCUCCUCUCCGUCGCCUACAAGAACGUGAUCGGCGCUCGCCGGGCCUCCUGGCGCAUCAUCUCCUCCAUCGAGCAGAAGGAGGAGAGCCGCGGCAACGACGACCACGUCGCCAUGAUCCGCGACUACCGAUCCAAGAUCGAGACCGAGCUCUCCAACAUCUGCGAUGGCAUUCUCAAGCUGCUCGACUCGCGGCUCAUCCCUUCCGCCUUCGCCGGCGACUCCAAGGUCUUCUACCUCAAGAUGAAGGGCGAUUACCAUCGCUAUCUUGCUGAGUUCAAGACCGGCACCGAGCGCAAGGAGGCUGCUGAGAGCACUCUCUCCGCCUACAAAGCUGCUCAGGACAUUGCCAAUGCAGAACUGGCACCAACGCAUCCGAUCCGUCUGGGAUUGGCUCUCAACUUCUCUGUGUUCUACUAUGAGAUUCUGAACUCCCCUGAUCGCGCUUGCAAUCUCGCCAAACAGGCUUUUGAUGAGGCAAUCGCAGAGUUGGACACUCUCGGCGAGGAGUCAUACAAGGACAGCACUUUGAUAAUGCAACUUCUCCGUGACAACCUCACUCUGUGGACCUCUGACAUGCAGGAUGAUGGGGCGGAUGAGAUUAAAGAAGCAGCACCCAAGCCUGAGGAACCAAAGCAGUGA